Molecule: messenger RNA, 3912 nt
Organism: Huiozyma naganishii CBS 8797
Lineage: Eukaryota; Fungi; Ascomycota; Saccharomycetes; Saccharomycetales; Saccharomycetaceae
Exons: 1
Coding region: 1-3912 (1303 amino acids)
Source: RefSeq, a predicted model, not a curated record
AUGUACAUUCGAAGGGUCAGAUAUUUGCUGUUUUUGUUUGUAGCAUUGGCCAGAAUUGGUACUGCUCUAGUGAUUAGCACUGAUACAACCCUGACUGGUAGUCAAACUUUCAGUGAUCCCGUUACAGUAGAGAAGGGAGCAACUUUGACAUUGGAAUCUGGCUCUCUAUAUUUGUUUAAGAGUGACUUGACUGUAUACGGUUCUUUAAAUAUCGACCUUAGUGACUCGCAAAAUGGGCUUUCACUGUCGACUACUUCUUCCUUCAUCAAUACAGGAAAUAUCAGUAUUCAUGUUGUCGGAACCGUUCUCAUGGACGUGAAGACUUUCCAUAAUUCUGGUACACUCUAUCUAACAGGAACGGUUACAAAUAGCAACACUUCACCCUUGACCAUGGGAGGAUCACAGAGCUUUAUCAACGACGGGAUAAUCGAUAUAGGUAGUCAUGAAACAGAAAACACAUCGAUGGAAGUUCAUUUGGGGGAUGGUUCUACUUCAGUACCAAUGGUGAACAACGGGAAAAUCAUAGUCAGUGGAAUUUCGCCCUUGGUUAAAGGUUUGUCCGUCGACGGGACAGAGGGCAAGAAAAUAUGGUUUACGAGACCUAUUGAAGGAACCGGGUCCGUGGAUAUAACAAACAGUACUCUUAUCCUCAACCCAGGCCAAUAUUCCCCUGAUCAAGAUGUUACAUUGCAUGAUUCUGCGAUAUUUUUAUCCAGUUCUGGUGUUACCACUAUAAGUGUUCACGGAUUGAAAAACUCGGCGGUCGCCUACUCAGAUAAAAUGUUUGUAGAUCCCACUACCAUGUCAACUACUCUCGUAAACAAUACGUUUUCUAUCAUUUUCUCAGAUGCAUCAGCACAUAUUAUUGAUCUAGACCAUGCAAUAACGGUAUGUGAUGAAAAUAGUGGGCAAGUUAACUACACUAUUUACCAGGGUGGUUAUCUUGUAGUGAACAUGUUGGGCACAGUUUUCACUGGGGCUAUUACAUCUAUACCAAAACCAAAAUCUCAAACGACCGUCCUUCCUGAUGGUCACACUGUAAAAGAGACUAGCUCAUACUACACGACACCAGUGGACGGGACAUGCGUGAUAAAAACUACAGUAAAUACAACAACUCUGCCGCCAUCGACUACCAGCAGAGUUAUGUCAUCAAGCAAGCACUCUUCCAGGUUGAGCUCAAGCGUACUAUCAUCUUCUCACAGCUCAUUGUCAAGCAGCACAAUGGGAUCCUCAAGCAAGUUUCGCUCUUUACAGAUAUCCUCGAAGAGCAGGACAACGCUUUCGUCAAGUAUAUUCCUUUCUCGGUCAGACACGUCAUCGAGCGUGUCUGGGCAGGUAUCCUUGUCCAGCGCUCCGGUUUCGUCUGGUUCCGCUGCGGUGUCCGGUGAGGAGAGAUCAAGAAGCAAGACGGUGUCUUCUGCGAGUGCAAGCCAGAGCGCUGCCUCAUCGAGGGGCUCGAAGUCAGCCACGUCAUCGAGCGUGUCAAGACGGGUUUCCUCGUCCAGCGCUCCAUCGAGCGUGUCUGGGCCGGUUUCCUCGUCCCGUGCUCCAUCGAGCGUGUCUGGGCCGGUUUCCUCGUCCCGUGCUCCAUCGAGCGUGUCUGGGCAGGUAUCCUUGUCCAGCGCUCCGGUUUCGUCUGGUUCCGCUGCGGUGUCCGGUGAGGAGAGAUCAAGAAGCAAGACGGUGUCUUCUGCGAGUGCAAGCCAGAGCGCUGCCUCAUCGAGGGGCUCGAAGUCAGCCACGUCAUCGAGCGUGUCUGUGCCGGUUUCCUCGUCCAGCGCUCCAUCGAGCGUGUCUGGGCCGGUUUCCUCGUCCAGCGCUCCAUCGAGCGUGUCUGGGCCGGUUUCCUCGUCCAGCGCUCCAUCGAGCGUGUCUGGGCCGGUUUCCUCGUCCAGCGCUCCAUCGAGCGUAUCUGUGCCGGUAUCCUUGUCCAGCGCUCCGGUUUCGUCUGGUUCCGCUGCGGUGUCCGGUGAGGAGAGAUCAAGAAGCAAGACGGUGUCUUCUGCGAGUGCAAGCCAGAGCGCUGCCUCAUCGAGGGGCUCGAAGUCAGCCACGUCAUCGAGCGUGUCAAGACGGGUUCUUUCGUCGAGCGCUCCAUCGAGCGUGUCUGUGCCGGUUUCCUCGUCCAGCGCUCCAUCGAGCGUGUCUGGGCCGGUUUCCUCGUCCCGUGCUCCAUCGAGCGUGUCUGGGCCGGUUUCCUCGUCCAGCGCUCCAUCGAGCGUAUCUGUGCCGGUAUCCUUGUCCAGCGCUCCGGUUUCGUCUGGUUCCGCUGCGGUGUCCGGUGAGGAGAGAUCAAGAAGCAAGACGGUGUCUUCUGCGAGUGCAAGCCAGAGCGCUGCCUCAUCGAGGGGCUCGAAGUCAGCCACGUCAUCGAGCGUGUCAAGACGGGUUCUUUCGUCCAGUGCUCCAUCGAGCGUGUCUGGGCCGGUUUCCUCGUCCAGCGCUCCAUCGAGCGUGUCUGGGCCGGUUUCCUCGUCCAGCGCUCCAUCGAGCGUAUCUGUGCCGGUAUCCUUGUCCAGCGCUCCGGUUUCGUCUGGUUCCGCUGCGGUGUCCGGUGAGGAGAGAUCAAGAAGCAAGACGGUGUCUUCUGCGAGUGCAAGCCAGAGCGCUGCCUCAUCGAGGGGCUCGAAGUCAGCCACGUCAUCGAGCGUGUCAAGACGGGUUCUUUCGUCCAGCGCUCCAUCGAGCGUGUCUGUGCCGGUUUCCUCGUCCAGCGCUCCAUCGAGCGUAUCUGUGCCGGUUUCCUUGUCCAGCGCUCCGGUUUCGUCUGGUUCCGCUGCGGUGUCCGGUGAGGAGAGAUCAAGAAGCAAGACGGUGUCUUCUGCGAGUGCAAGCCAGAGCGAUGUAUCGUUUUACGGUACCCAAUCAGCUUCCUUAUCAAUAUCGUUAGAAUCCGACAGCCAAUCAGUUGAUCAUCGUUCAUCUAUCACUGCUGUUGCACCUGGAGAGAGAUCCAGAAAAGUCACUUUCUCAUCAUCGAAGGAAGCAGGGCGUGCGUCAUCUUCGACCCAUUCGAUCAGCUCCUCUCUUGCCGUCGUGUCUCCUGAGGAAAGAUCAAGGACCAGGACUGAACCUGAGGCAUCAUCCGAAACAUUCACUUCUAAAUCUAUUCCGGGUGCUGACACGUCAGGAACUUCCAUUGUUGAAUCCACAACCCUACCUGGCAGUCUGUCAACUUCACAUGUCUCCCACGAUACCCAAAUAGCUACAGGUCCUGUCGUUACAUCUACGUCAUCAGCUCUGGUCAAAUCUAUAGAUGCAUCAUUUCGUAAAAGGACUGUGUCUUCUUUCUCAGGAACUAGUGUUUCUACGCCUCCAAUGCAAAGCCCUCGAUACGGCAACAGUACGGUGCCAAGAUCUUCGAGGAGCUAUCCAGCUACAGUUCUAACCGGAGCUGGAAGCGAGACAGCUAUCGUAAGAUCCAAGACAACCACUAGACUAUCUGAGUCAUAUACGAGACAAGUGCCACAGUCAACCGAGGGUCCACAGAUAAGUACUGUGACCGCACAUCAAUACACUACAAUCGAGUCUACCGUUGUUGUAUGCGACUGUAUAAUGACGAAGUCUAAUGGGGAGUACGUCUCUACCCAUACGACAUUCCCAGUAGACUCUCCGCCUACAGGGUUGUCCGGUGCAUCGUAUACUACUACAGUUGUAAUCGCCACUCCUAAGAAGAGUGCUACAGGUGAUGGGCGUACCAGUACCGUUCAGAAUCCGGGUUCUGUGAAUGCACAAACAUCAAAGGAGAUAGUUUCAAACACUAAUGUUGCAGAACUUCCUGAAAGCACAACAACCUCAGCUAGGAGAAUAACAACCCGCAAUGUGCCCAUUUAUGAAGGUACAGGGUCAGUAUUCCAGUCCAGAAAUUCACUGGUAACCAUGUUUGUCCUAAUCAUUUUAAGUGUUUUAUAA